Penicillium griseofulvum is the source of this 861-nucleotide messenger RNA. RefSeq lists its product as uncharacterized. Lineage: Eukaryota; Fungi; Ascomycota; Eurotiomycetes; Eurotiales; Aspergillaceae. The coding region runs from base 1 to 861 and encodes 286 amino acids. The transcript has a single exon. The record is from RefSeq and is a predicted model, not a curated record.
AUGAGAUCCAUCGGGUUGCUCGGUGACGUCCCCACUACGUCCGUUUUCAGUAUGAUGCCGAUGGGCUUAUCUUCAUCUUUCUCUCCCAAGCGCAAGCGAGAGCCUUCAGAGUCAGACUUCUAUAGCCCCUCGGCGUCACCCAUAUCGAUAGCCUCUAUCGAUAGUUUUCAAGAGGUUCCACUUCAGGACGAGGACGAGCUGGAAAGCUACAGUCCUCGCGCUUCAGUGGCUGGACGAUUCGGAGAGUUAGCUAUCCGUGGCGACCUUCUUUCGGACCCUGGAAGCUUUUCUGAAAACUCACGACGAGAAUCUUUGGCUCUACCGACGCAGAAAACAUGCGAGCCUGAUAGCGACAAGCUCAAUAAUAUGCCUGAAGCCCUACCGGCCACUAGUAGCGAGCCCAGUGACCGCCAAGUCCUGCGAUUCGAGCCGCCGCCCACAACGCAGGAUCCGACUUCCUCGCCCGUUUCCCCCUCAAAGAAGAAGUCUGCAGCUUUCUCUCGCAAGCAGUUGAAUCCGUCAUCGCCAUCUAAACGGAAGCAGCGACUAUCACCUCCUCUUACAGACACUCCGUCUGAAGAAGACCCGCUUGUAUGGCAUGAUUCGGAAAUAACAGGCCACAACCCAUCUGAUCCAACGGAUGAUGGAUAUGGAAUCAACGGUAUAGGCUUCAAGCCCACUGCCUCAAUUGCGUGGGAAAGAUCACAGAAGCGUCAAAAGCAAGUGGCAGAAUGGAAGAAUCGCGAAGCCCGGGAGGCUCGUGAAAGACGACGCGAAAGGAGGAGGGAUGGCGUUGAGGUAGACAAAUUGCGCGGCAUGAACGAAGGCGCCGUUCAGAAGCGCGUCAAAUUCAAUUUCUAG